This is a messenger RNA of Blepharisma stoltei, 1071 nucleotides long. NCBI's taxonomy places the organism in Eukaryota, Ciliophora, Heterotrichea, Heterotrichida, Blepharismidae. The record is from the annotation of a GenBank genome assembly.
AUGGUCAAAAUCCAUCAUACCAUCCUAUUACUUUCAGCUAUUCUCGCAACAAUAAACGCUCAAAGUGAGCCCAUAGGAACUUUAAAAUCAGUAGCUGAAUUAGCUUUCGAGCUUAAAGAUAUCAAUCAACGAGAGAAUAAUGACUCUGAUAUCAUUAGCCAAGACAUCGAGCAAAGAUGCGGAAAGCUCAUAGGGGCAAUUUCAGCAUCUGAAACUGAAUCAUUUAAUAGCAUGAACCAAGCUAAACAGCAGCAAAAAAAAUUGGAAAUUGAUUUAGAGCAAUCAAAAGAAUACAUAUCAAACAACAAUCGUCAACUAAUGCAUGACUCCGAACAGAUUGUCGACCUUCAAUCAAAGCGCUGCUUUGAAAAUGAGAGAUUUGUCAAUGACUUAAUCGAUUUGAAAGAAUCUUUGGAAAAAGUAGAUUUUCUUAAAGCAAAUUUGAAAGAAUUCUUCAAGUCCAAAGGGGUAGAAUUCUUAGAAACAAUUAAAGAGGUUUCUAAAAAUACUGGAAACACAGACUCCCUAUUAGAAAUUGAAGCAAACUAUGAUUUGCAUUCACACCCUUAUGAAUUCAACACAGCCCAAAGAUAUGCUGAUGAUAAAAAAAUGACUCUAGAAGAAGCAAUGAAAAUUUCAGGCAAAAAGGGUCAAAAACUAGAAGAAGAUUUAGAAAUAUUGCUAAAUAAGAUUGAAAAAGAUAUCGAGCAGGCAUUUCAAGAUGUUGAAAGAAGAGAAAUACAAACCGCAAACGAUUUCGUUCUCAUAGAAAUGGAUCUGCAAAAGCAAGCUGCUCAAUUUCUUGACGAAAUUGAAAGAAAGCAGCUUCACAUUGCAAAGGUUAAAAGAGACAUGGAAUCUAAUGCACAGCUUUCAGACCUUAACCAAAAAGCAAUGAAUAAUCUCAAAAAAGCAAGAGAGGCUGAAGAAGCCUACUGCAGAACUAAAAGUGAUUUUUCCAGUUUUGAUGAAAGAUUAAGAAUUCACCAAAAAGAAGCUAUUGAGGAAUUGUUGUAUUAUUUCAAAACAGCCUAUCCUGAAUUAUCAACAUUCGUGAUUUCAAACGAGUAA